AUGACGAGCUCAGGAAGAUACCUUCGCAGGGGAGCAUUGGAUGAUGAAGACGCAUCGAAAUUAAAACUCGGUGCCGAGUUUAAUGAUAUGGGUUGCUUGACAAUUUCGGAAGUGAAGCAUUUGCUCGAUGGCCGUACUGGCCAACAAGAUACGCCGGUUUUCAAGAAGACGUCAGAGUACGUUAAUACGUUCACGGUGUUCGGUAGUAAGGAAUCAGCCAUUUCCGUACGAGAAGCAUUAAAGAAAGAUGAGAAAAUGACACAAUUUGAACAAGCUCAGAUUGGUAAUUUAGUCCCCGGGGAUGUUGAUGAAGCUAAAUCAUUAAUACCAAGUCUCUACGAGAACGAUGAGAUGACUUUGCAGACAAUAUUAGAUGAAUUGGAUGCACUACGCAAGAUGCAGUGA
This is a messenger RNA of Wallemia ichthyophaga EXF-994, 405 nucleotides long. RefSeq names its product DNA-directed RNA polymerase II subunit rpb4. Gene Ontology annotation, cellular component: RNA polymerase II, core complex; P-body. The coding region runs from base 1 to 405 and encodes 134 amino acids. Gene Ontology annotation, biological process: nuclear-transcribed mRNA catabolic process, deadenylation-dependent decay; transcription initiation at RNA polymerase II promoter; mRNA export from nucleus in response to heat stress. Gene Ontology annotation, molecular function: translation initiation factor binding; nucleotide binding. The record is from RefSeq and is a predicted model, not a curated record. NCBI's taxonomy places the organism in Eukaryota, Fungi, Basidiomycota, Wallemiomycetes, Wallemiales, Wallemiaceae. The transcript has 4 exons.